This is a messenger RNA of Aegilops tauschii subsp. strangulata, 1844 nucleotides long. RefSeq lists its product as uncharacterized. The record is from RefSeq and is a predicted model, not a curated record. Lineage: Eukaryota; Viridiplantae; Streptophyta; Magnoliopsida; Poales; Poaceae. Gene Ontology annotation, molecular function: RNA binding.
GUUCUUCCCCGCAGGAUUCGCGCACUCUCUCUCAGUGCCCCCUCGCCGAGUCGCCAUUCACCACACCCGUAUCCAUACCGGCGCAGCGCAUCAGCUACCGCGCGCACCACGCCGGCUCUCCACCUGAGUCGGCCCGUGCGCCACCCCAGAGACCCCGAACCAUCCAUCCAAGCACGCGCGCGCGCGGUCGCACGGGCUCUCUCGAACUCUCGCCGUACGGUGCUACGGGCGUACAUGGCCGGUCGGCUCCUCUUGCUCCGGCAGGCCACAAGGAUGUGGCGCCUCCAGCCUUCACCACCUCCGCCCCCUUGCCCCUCGUCCGGCAGCGUAGACGCGACGGCGCCUUCCCACGGAACAAUGAGGCUCAGCGCACCACCUCCGCCUUAUACUUUUCACAAGGUUUUUUACCAAGACGACAGGUUCUUCAGUUGGCCACGAAGUUAUAACCUUCAAACAUGCUGUUCUGUCCAUACCAGUCGACCUGUUAAUAGUCAAAAUCAAGAUACGGCAACGGGUCCACAAAAUACUGGGGCCAUGGUAUCCGUUGAUGAUUCUGGCAAACCAAAAGCGAAGAGGAAAAAACUUAAAGGAAAGAGGGCCGUAACAAGGUUUUUGAAAUCCUUGAGAUGGAAAAAGGAAAGGGAAUUUCAGAGAAUGACCGCUGAGGAGAAGAUUUUGAAAAAAUUGAAGCUAGCUCGAAAGAAGGAAGAACGACUUCUUGCAGCUUUGAAGAAAAUCGAGCCAAAUGAUCCUUCAGAACCCACACAUGAUCCUGAGGUUCUUACACCUGAAGAACACUUCUACUUCCUCAAGAUGGGCCAAAAAAGUAAAAAUUAUGUGCCUGUUGGAAGACGUGGAAUUUACCAGGGAGUGAUCUUGAACAUGCAUUUGCACUGGAAAAAGCACCAAACCCUACAGGUAAUUGUGAAGACAUUCACACCAGAGGAGGUCAAGGAAAUUGCCUCAGAGUUAGCAGUUCUAAGUGGUGGUAUUGUGCUCAGCAUUGAAGAAGGAAAUACAAUUAUCAUGUACAGAGGAAAAAACUAUGCACAGCCACCACCCGAGAUAAUGUCACCAAAGGUUGCACUUCCUAGAAAGAAGGCACUGGACAAAUCAAAAUAUAGAGAUCGCCUCCGAGCUCUUAGGCGGUACAUUCCCAGGCUUGAGCAGGAGCUUGAAUAUCAGCACGCCCUGAUGAAGUUAGCUGGAGGCCAUAUAGGACAAAGUGCGGCGAAAGACAUUGCUUUUAUUUCAGACUCUACAAACAGUGUGUCUGUGAAUAAAGAUUCUUCUAGCUCAGUUUACAAGGGAACUGUAUCCGAACUCCUGUCAGAAAGUGUAGAAAGGUCUGAGAAGUUGGCAGAUGAAAAUUCUGAGGUUGAUGAUGAUUCAACUUCGGAGUCUAUCACAUAUUCAGAAUCCGAGGAUCUCUCUGACAUGUUUGAGACAGAUUCAGAGGAGCAAGCAGAAGAUAGCAAGGAGCGUCCUUUGUAUCUAGAUAGGCUGGAUAAGUUUCUCCCAGAAAAAGUCGAUAAUGAAUCAGACGAUUUUGAGGAGCAUCUGCGGAAGAUUGCUUCACUCUCUGACAAGGCAGAUUCACCCGCAAAAGAACUGAAAAUCUCCGAGCUUGAUGAGAUUGAUAAAAUAUUCCUAAGAGCUAGUUCAUUGCUGAAGAAAAGGUGAUGGUCAAAUUAAUUUGUAUACCAUUUGCUUGAGUUUUUCUACCUAAACAUUUAUGUGCAGUUUACUGGGAUCUUCCAAAAAGAAUUGAGAAAUACUGGUAAGUGGUCACAGACUCUCAGACACUGAGCUGAUUCAUAAAUCUUACUGAAGAGCAUCCACCA